Brenthis ino (lesser marbled fritillary) is the source of this 2595-nucleotide messenger RNA. The record is from the annotation of a GenBank genome assembly. NCBI's taxonomy places the organism in Eukaryota, Metazoa, Arthropoda, Insecta, Lepidoptera, Nymphalidae.
AUGAGCGUACAAACGGAUUCAGAAAAGCGUAAGCAAAUAUCCGUCCGGGGUAUUGUUGCCGUGGAAAAUGUAACUGAAGUGAAAAAGGCAUUUAACAGGCACGUACAUUAUACAUUGGUAAAAGACAGAAAUGUUGCGACCCCGAGAGACUAUUAUUUUGCCCUGGCCCAUACAGUACGGGACCACCUGGUAUCACGGUGGAUACGUACUCAACAGUAUUACUAUGAAAAGGACCCUAAGCGUGUUUAUUACCUUUCAUUGGAAUAUUACAUGGGCAGAUCUCUGCAAAAUACUAUGAUAAACCUCGGUAUCCAGGGUACAGUAGAUGAAGCACUUUAUCAGCUAGGGCUCGAUAUUGAGGAACUUGAAGAACUUGAAGAAGAUGCUGGUCUUGGCAAUGGAGGCCUUGGAAGACUUGCUGCAUGCUUUCUAGAUUCCAUGGCGACACUUGGCCUUGCAGCUUAUGGAUAUGGUAUAAGAUAUGAGUAUGGUAUCUUUGCACAAAAGAUAGAGAAUGGUGAACAGCAAGAAGAACCUGAUGAUUGGUUAAGGUAUGGCAAUCCAUGGGAAAAGGCACGCCCAGAAUUUAUGCUUCCCGUUAAUUUCUAUGGACGUGUAGUAGACACCCCACAGGGCAAGAAGUGGAUUGAUACACAGGUCGUGUUCGCUAUGCCGUAUGAUAAUCCAAUUCCCGGCUACAACAAUAAUGUGGUUAACACACUACGUCUAUGGUCCGCUAAGAGUCCAGUAGACUUCAAUUUAAAAUUCUUCAACUCCGGUGAUUACAUCCAGGCCGUCCUCGACCGCAACGUCGCAGAAAACAUUUCGAGAGUACUUUACCCCAACGAUAAUUUCUUUGAAGGCAAAGAGUUGAGACUCCGUCAAGAAUACUUUAUGUGCGCUGCCACAUUGCAAGAUAUCAUAAGGCGAUUCAAGGCAUCUCAAUUUGGAUCUCGUGAAGCUGUUAGGACCACAUUCGAGUGUCUUCCCGACAAAGUAGCGAUUCAGUUAAACGAUACCCAUCCGGCUCUCGCAAUCCCCGAACUUUUGCGGGUCCUGAUCGAUAUUGAAAAUGUGCCAUACGAAGAAGCCUGGGAACUCGUUGUUAAAUGCUGCGCCUACACAAACCAUACCGUUCUCCCGGAAGCCUUGGAGAGGUGGCCAUGCUCUAUGUUAGAAAAUGUCCUGCCAAGACAUAUGCAGCUGAUCUACCACAUAAACUUCCUUCACCUUAAAGAGGUUGAGAAGCGCUGGCCCGGUGACUUCGACCGUAUGCGUCGCAUGUCCUUGAUAGAGGAGGAAGGGGAAAAGAGAGUUAACAUGGCUCAUCUUUGCGUGGUCGGCUCUCACGCUGUCAACGGUGUCGCAGCUAUUCACUCGGAUAUUCUGAAAGCUACCAUAUUCCGUGAUUUCUAUGAAAUGUGGCCAGAGAAGUUCCAGAACAAGACUAAUGGUAUUACUCCCCGCCGUUGGUUACUACUAUGCAACCCCGGUCUUUCUGAUCUCAUUUGCGAUAAAAUUGGCGAGGAUUGGACGGUUCACUUGGAGAAAUUACAAGGGUUGAAGCGUUGGUCGAAAGACCCUGCAUUCCAGCGAGCUGUAAUGAAAGUGAAGCAAGAGAACAAGUUGAAACUUGCCGCUCUGAUCGAGAGGGAUACCGGAGUGAAGAUAAACGCGGCAUCGAUGUUCGACGUGCAAGUGAAACGUAUUCACGAGUAUAAGCGUCAACUGUUGAACAUUCUGCACGUGAUCACGCUGUAUAACAGGAUCAAACGAGACCCCUCGGCUGCCUUUACUCCGAGGACAGUGAUGAUCGGAGGGAAGGCUGCCCCCGGCUAUUACAUCGCCAAGCAAAUCAUUGCUUUGGCGUGUGCUGUAGGCAACACUGUCAACAACGAUCCCGAUGUGGGUGACAAAUUAAAAUUGAUAUUCUUGGAAAAUUACCGAGUCACUUUGGCAGAACGUAUCAUGCCCGCGGCAGACCUCAGCGAGCAGAUAUCGACCGCCGGCACAGAAGCUUCUGGAACUGGUAACAUGAAGUUCAUGCUUAACGGCGCCCUGACCAUUGGUACUAUGGACGGCGCCAAUGUAGAAAUGGCAGAGGAAGCCGGCGAAAAUAACAUGUUCAUCUUCGGUAUGAGGGUUGAUGAUGUCGAGGCUUUGCAGAAACGCGGAUACAACGCAUACGAGUUCUACGAGCGCAACCCGGAACUGAGGCAGUGCAUAGAACAGAUUCGCAGCGGUUUCUUCUCUCCAGACGAACCGGGCCGCUUCGCGCAUGUCGCAGACGUGCUCCUCCACCACGACCGCUUCCUGCACUUGGCUGACUUUGAUGCUUAUAUAGAGGCGCAGGAUAAAGUGUCGCAAGUGUAUCAGAACUCGACGAAAUGGGCGGAAAUGGUUAUAGAAAACAUCGCGUCUUCGGGAAAAUUCUCCUCCGACCGCACCAUCUCCGAGUACGCGCGGGAGAUCUGGGGCAUGGAGCCGACUUGGGAGAAAUUGCCUGACCCUCAUCCACCGCUCGUGUUUCUCAGAUUCGGGCAAGGCCCGGCCGCAUCGCGGCUAUUGCAGUGUAUACGUUUUUAUUUUGAUAAA